Camellia sinensis is the source of this 826-nucleotide messenger RNA. Lineage: Eukaryota; Viridiplantae; Streptophyta; Magnoliopsida; Ericales; Theaceae. The record is from RefSeq and is a predicted model, not a curated record.
CAUUACUAAGCACCAUCUAAAAUUUAUGUAGAUCAAUGAUCAUCAACACCACAUGGGUCUUCUUAUUAUGGAAAGAAAGGAGUGGGUUUCCAAGUAUGAGCAAAUUAAAUCCUCUGCUGAAUCUGCUGAAUUUCUGUAUAAGCGGGAUCAAGCUUCACACUCAUCUGCUUUAGCUGAAGCCAAGAAACGAGAGGAGAAUCUGAAGAAGGCUUUUGGAAUUGAGAAGGAGUGUGUUAGAAAUAUUGAGAAGGCAUUGCAUGAGAUGCGUGCAGAAUAUGCUGAGACAAAAGUUGCAGCCGAGAGCAAAUUGGCUGAAGCACAAAGUAUGGUGGAGGAUGCUCAGAAAAAGUACACUGAGGCUGAGGUGAAGCUGCAUGCAGCAGAAUCUUUAGAAGCUGAAGCCAACCGGUAUCACCGCAUUGCUGAAAGAAAGUUACAUGAAGUGGAAGCACGUGAAGAUGAUCUCAGGAGGCGUAUCAUGUCAUUCAAGUCUGAGUACGUCUUUUACUAACCUUUUGUCUUCAUCAUUAUAGCACCAUCACUGAAGAGAUCUGUUAUUUCCCCUGUUGUCUUUGUAAUAUCAUUGUGUUUUAGCUCCAUUUGCCAAGAUUAAAUCAAGGGAUUAUUGGAAAUGGAUGCCUGAUAUUUGAAGAUGGCUGCAUGCAACUUGCAAACAAAGAUACUCAAUUUAUUUUUUUAUUUUUACUUUUCUUUGAAAAAGGUAAGACAGAUAAAAAAUAAGUACAUAUAUUAGAGUGAAGAAAAGAAAAGAGGAGAUUAAAAGGAAAUAAUUUGAAUGUAGUUGAAUUUGAGGCAUCAUAGAACU